AUUCGGACAUAGAAUAUCAAUCAUAUUUUCCUACAACAACAAAAAAAUCUUCCGAUGAAGUUGAAAUUGAACUAAUUGAUAAAUUUCUCACGGAUUAUUUUAAUCUAAAUCCAAAGAUUAACCUACGUGGAUGUUAUGAUCGUUGGAGCAUGGCAGAUAAACAUUUUGCAAAAAUAGCUUGUCAGUUUAAAGGAAUUAGAAUACUACGUCAAGAUCCUGUUGAAAACUUGUUCUGCUUUAUUUGUUCUACUAAUAAUAAUAUCACUCGGAUUUCUCAAAUGAUCGAAAAGUUAUGUAAUAGAUAUGGUAAUUUGAUAUAUACUUUAAAUGGACAUGAAUAUUAUGACUUCCCCACUUUGGACAAACUUGCUUCAUCAAACGUUGAGUCUGAGCUCCGACAGUUAGGAUUUGGUUAUAGGGCAAAAUAUAUUACCCAAACGGCAAAAUAUUUGACGGAAAAUUAUUCCGAUGGAGAAAAAUGGUUAUCUUCAUUGCGUAAUGUGGAUUAUAAUGAGGCCCAUUCUGCUUUAUUGAAACUUUCCGGU
This is a messenger RNA of Racocetra persica, 545 nucleotides long. NCBI's taxonomy places the organism in Eukaryota, Fungi, Glomeromycota, Glomeromycetes, Diversisporales, Gigasporaceae. The record is from the annotation of a GenBank genome assembly.